UUUGCCUACAGUCUUCUACAUCUCCAUUAAAUUCCCCCUUCCGAAUGCCUGGUUGCAUGCAAACCAUGCAAUUGCUAGUCUUAUAUUUUUAUGCAUCAAUUCUUUAAUAAUUUAUUUAACAUAUUGACACUAUUGCACUCCAUCCUAUAUUCAUUUAUAUUUGCGAACUGAGCCUUUGAACUUCCUGGGUCAGCUUUCUUCGGCUUAGGGCUUGCAAUCUAAACGUCCAAGUCUGCAUAUGUAUGGCAACACAGAACAUACGUCAUUAGUACAGAGAACGCAUUGAUCAGAGGAUCGAUUUUUUAGAAGAAAUAGGAGAUUUAUGAAGAUGCUGAGCGUGACACAAACGGCGAACCUUUUGUCAUUACUUGGCGAGGAUCGAACCUUGGACUUCGUCUUCCAUGAAUUCUCUUCCAAAUUUGAGCGUCACAUUCAUUUCAAUGUUUGCUGCAACCUUGUCAUGUUAUUGGAGGAUAGGAGAAUCUUGAAACAGACCCAGCGGUUGGUAGCAUUCUACUUUCUCUACGAUGUGUAUUGCAGGGAGCAGUUAUGUGCAAAUCCAUUUUUGUCUUUUCUUCUUGAUGCUGCUGCGGAUGACACCACUGACAAUCUGGAAAGAACAUUUGUGCUUCAGCUUCUUGGUUUUACUAGUAGCAACAACAACAAAAAAGAGAUUUCCAGUCAAACUGCAGCUGAGUACAUCAAGACUUGUGAUCCAAAUUCACAGACAUUCUUGUCUCAUGAACAACUGCUUAGACAUUUUUCUGAUAAGCUACCAGGAGAACCAUAUAAAAGUUACUUUAAGAGUGCAGCCACCAAAAAUGUAAUCCGAGAUCCAGAUGUACCAAAUGGCUGUGAUGCUGAUGCACCUGAGCUUGAUGAUCCCACUCCAUUAAGUGAACAUCGAAUAGGUGGUGGAAACAGAGAUGCAGCUGCAGCUGGUCUGGUUCAGAAUGUAUCAAUUCAAGGAUUUGAACCGCCAUGGAUCAGACCAGUCCCACCUAUACUUCCAGAACAAGAUGGAGAGUUAGUGUGGUUGACACCUGAGAACAACCACGAACUGCUCUGGGAUUAUAGCAUGUGUGCUGACACUAGUCGUGGAGCUGCUGUUAGGGAUUUGAUAAUCAGAGCAUUAAAGGGAGCACUUGCACCUGCACAGCAAGAGGAAGUCCUUUUGGAGCUUGAAGCUGAUCCAAAACUUGUUUAUCACUGUGGGUUAUCUCCUCGUCGUCUUCCGGAGUUGGUCGAGAACAAUCCUAUAAUUGCUGUUGAAGUACUUCUGAAGCUAAUGAAUUCUGUUCAAAUAGCAGACUAUUUCAAAGUGCUUGUCAAUAUGGACAUGAGCCUGCAUUCGAUGGAGGUUGUUAAUAGGCUCACAACUGCAGUUGACCUCCCUACACAGUUUAUCCACACAUAUAUCUCAAACUGCAUAUCAUCAUGUCAAAACAUUAAGGACAAAUAUAUGCAGAACAGGCUCGUCAGACUAGUAUGUGUCUUCUUGCAGUCUCUUAUUAGGAAUAAAAUUAUUAAUGAGAGAUCAUUAUUACCUUCAUUAUUUUGCAGUUCAAGAUCUUUUUAUUGAAGUGCAAGCCUUCUGUAUUGAGUUUUCUCGCAUCAGAGAAGCAGCAGGGUUAUUCAGGCUGCUGAAGACUUUGGAAUAACUAUUUUCUGGAUAGCAGUUAUUGGCAAGUCAAAUUAGGUGAGUUUUGAUUACAGCUCAAAAUGAGCCUCACACAGAAUCAUUUUCCUUUACACGUGUCUUGUGCCGUUCAAGGCAAAAGACCAAAAUUUGCAAGGUCUGAAAUAAAUAAUCCGCACAUCUGCAUUGGGCAUCCAACAUGUAUAAACUUUAAGACUUUAAUCAAAGCAGCAUGAUACGCUUGUAUUAUUUAGAGUUCGAUUGGUUGUUGAGAUCUUCCUUCUGUUUUUUAUGUGUGCUCAACUCUUAUAUCCAGGUGACACGCAAAUUACUGUAAUAGUCCAAAGUACUUUUUGUACAUAUCUGAUGUUAUUGUUAUUGCAGCAAAUGAUGUAUGCCGAAUUCAUUGUUGAUGUAUAAAUACUGCAUUUUUCCGAA
Cryptomeria japonica (Japanese cedar) is the source of this 2077-nucleotide messenger RNA. RefSeq lists its product as uncharacterized. Gene Ontology annotation, biological process: mRNA catabolic process; negative regulation of translation. Gene Ontology annotation, cellular component: CCR4-NOT complex. NCBI's taxonomy places the organism in Eukaryota, Viridiplantae, Streptophyta, Pinopsida, Cupressales, Cupressaceae. The record is from RefSeq and is a predicted model, not a curated record. The coding region runs from base 323 to 1582 and encodes 419 amino acids. The transcript is spliced from 12 exons.